AUGGCCGAUAACAGCGGCGGCAACACCAACUCGUUCCCGUACUACCAGCGGCCGUACGGCUCCGGCAUGUCGUGGCACUACAAGGUGGCCGUCGCCGUCGUCCUCAGCUUGGCCAUCGUCGCCGUUCUGGCCAAGCUGCUCCGCUUCUGGCUCCGCUCGCUCAAGGCGCAGGAGGCCGGCGGCGGCGGUCAUAGACCGCCGAGCGAUGGCGGGGACAGGGCACGGCAGCAGCCGGCGGCGGUGGCCGUGGAGAUGGUGCAGUCGGUGGCGCCGCUGGUGUGCACGUACCGGAGGGCGGACGGUUGGCGGGAGGCGACGUGCGGGGUGUGCCUGUCGGAGCUGGCCGACGGCGAGGCCGUGAGAGUGCUGCCGGCGUGCAUGCACUACUUCCACGCCGCCUGCGUCGACGAGUGGCUGCGCGCGCGCGCCACCUGCCCGCUCUGCCGCGCUCCGCUCACCGCCGCCGCCUGA
Molecule: messenger RNA, 471 nt
Organism: Phragmites australis (common reed)
Lineage: Eukaryota; Viridiplantae; Streptophyta; Magnoliopsida; Poales; Poaceae
Product: probable E3 ubiquitin-protein ligase ATL45
Exons: 1
Coding region: 1-471 (156 amino acids)
Biological process (GO): protein ubiquitination
Source: RefSeq, a predicted model, not a curated record